Molecule: messenger RNA, 2529 nt
Organism: Puccinia triticina
Lineage: Eukaryota; Fungi; Basidiomycota; Pucciniomycetes; Pucciniales; Pucciniaceae
Exons: 13
Coding region: 1-2529 (842 amino acids)
Cellular component (GO): nucleus
Source: RefSeq, a predicted model, not a curated record
AUGGCUACUUGCGGCGAAGAUGACUACCAGCAAAGGAUUGAUCCAGCCUUGAGGAGCUGCCAGAUGCCCACUUCACUCAGCACUCCACCCCCCACACCCUCCUCGAAGAAUGUGCCUGCUGAAUAUCAUCCGCAACAAGAAGGCGAUGGACCCGAGAAGCUUCCUCCCCCAAAUCCCAACAGCUCCGACAAUAUCCACCAGCAACACCCCCCAGCCCACCAUGACUCGCAACCCCCCAUCCGGCCAAUCAGGACGAGCUUAGCGCCUAUUCAGACAAAUCACCACCGAUCCAGCUCUUAUACUGCUUCUACUUCUUCCUCCCAAGGCUCUUCCUCUGGCAGCAAUCCGUCCAACAUACCUUCUUCCGUCCGGCCAACCACGUAUAUCCCCAGGCACCUGUCAGCUCCUCGGACUAGGCCAACCCCCAGCACUUCUCUCCAAGACCUGCAUUCUCCAGCCAAGCAUCCCUACUCACUGCCAAUCCCUACCAGUUAUCUUCAAAAUUCUCUCAAGAGUCCGGCUUCUUUUUCGACUGACCAUCAAACAAUCCCCACAACGGCAAGCCAAGACUCCGGAGGGAAAGAGUUCAUUAGCCACACCUACGGAGGCAAAAGCAACACCACCAGUCCCAACAAUGCGCUAGAGUUCGGUGAGCAGUGGAUGCUCAACCACCAGCAUGGGCCAAGCGAGGAGGACGCGAAGCCGAUCGACAAGAUCUCUGCGGAGCUAGAUUACUCCUUCAAGCGCCUAAUCAACCUGGAUGUCUUCCGACAAGUGCUCGAGGAUCCUGCGAGUAGACGCGCUUUCCGUCAAGCUAUCAUCCAGGGCCUCUCUUUUUCUUCCACCCCCUCAACUCUCUCUCUCACUAAGCUUGACCUCUGGUUGGACUGCAGAGGCGUGAACCAGAUCCUCAACCUCUUGAAGAUCGGCACAAACGGAUUGAUUGAUGUAUAUCUAAGGGACGCGGACUCGCGCCAAGCCUUGAACGCGAUCUUGCCCGAGCCAAGCGUCGGAGGGAUCCCCAGCAGCCUCCUGAAAUCGAUCAACCGGCUGAAGCUUCUUGAAAACGAGGAAGAAAACGACUAUGGAACUGCCACCACGGACGAGCAAGCGGAAAUGGCGGACGAGUUUGACCAGCCUCAGGGGAUCGGCCUGAAGGCUGUCGAGAAUCGGCUCUUGAUGUCCCUCUACCGAAACGAGUUCCCCCUGUUUAUCAAACAGAAUUUGGUCUCCACUGUCGUCGUCAAAUUGGGAAAGUUCAACCUCAACGAGACUGAUCGAGAUGGAUUAGGUGAUUGCUUUUGCUUGACGAAUCCGAGAUUGAGAGAUCACCCCAUCGUCCUCGUUUCUGAAGGCUUUACCAAAGUGACUGGGUAUGAACGUGACGCAAUUGUUGGCAAAAACUGCCGGUUUCUUCAGGGACCUGGGACUUCCCCGGAGAGCGUCCAGAGAAUUCGGGACGGGUUGAACUCUGGAGAAGGAUGCACUGAAUUGUUGCUAAAUUAUCGGAAGGACGGCACGCCGUUCUACUGUUUACUAUGCAUCAUUCCCUUUCGGGACGUAACUGGGGCCUUGAUAUACUUUAUUGGGGGCCAGAUUAAUGUAACAGGAAUGCUUUCAGACAAGCAAAGCCUAUCAUUUCUGAUGGGCAACAGCGACCCCAACGGCCAUGCGCUAGCCCGAAGUUCGGCCCGAAGUGCAGGUCGAAGCGCUGAUGACUUACUGGACCACGUGGGGUUAAGCCGGCAUUCAUUUUCGCCGACGAUGCAACAGUUUGCUUUAACUGGACGCAUGACCUCGAGCGGCUCGGAACAAACCUCGUCCUCGAAAGGAGAAAAUGUCGAGGGCAGCGAUGCCCGAGGCAACACAACGGGAGGAGAGUAUCAUGCCGCUGGCUCGAUCAUCAUGGAUGGCUUCGAGCCCACCCCCGCCAAAGAAAACCCCACGCUUCGCACCGGAGGUCCUAUGGGUUUCUUUCGUCGUUUAGCCGGCUUCAACCAUUGCGAACCUCAUGCGAACUUUGCCCAGCCCUACCCUCCCACCUCUUCUUCCAAAAAGGCUAGUCAGAAACUGAUCGGUGCCGAGGCACUCUUCCACGAGCCCAAACCGUUAUCAGACCAGAUCAAAAGUUUCGAGUCCACCUAUUCACAUCUGCUAGUCUUUCAACGCGACUCUCGACGUGUGAUCUUUGCGACCAAAGAAGUGAUCAAUCUGUUUGGACUGACGCACUCGACUACGAAAGAGAUCUACAAAUCGAAACUGAUCCAGAUCGAUUUCUUGGAAUUGGUCUGGCCGCUGACGCCCACCAUCAAAGAGAGUGUGGCGAAUCUUCGUGCUCAUUUGAAAAAGAUCAUCAAGACUGGCUUGCCCAUCAGUGUAGACUGUCAAGUCAAGUCAAUCGAAAGAGGGUUCUUCUCAUCAAUAACCAGGGAAGAAGAUUUAUCUAAAUUGGUACUGACUAAGAUCCACCUAACUCCUUUAAUGGACAAGGACGGAAAAUCAGUUGCCUAUGUCUGCUUAUUUGGAUAG